This is a messenger RNA of Salvia miltiorrhiza (redroot sage), 4119 nucleotides long. Its product is annotated as protein STICHEL-like. Lineage: Eukaryota; Viridiplantae; Streptophyta; Magnoliopsida; Lamiales; Lamiaceae. Bases 300 to 3977 code for a protein of 1225 amino acids. The record is from RefSeq and is a predicted model, not a curated record. Gene Ontology annotation, biological process: DNA repair; DNA-templated DNA replication. Gene Ontology annotation, molecular function: DNA clamp loader activity; DNA-directed DNA polymerase activity; ATP binding. The transcript has 6 exons. Gene Ontology annotation, cellular component: nucleus; DNA replication factor C complex; DNA polymerase III complex.
GGAAAUCUCCCACAACUCAUUACAGCAUAAAUAUUGCGAGGGAGGGAAAAAGGAUUUUUCCCCAUUUCAAUUAUUUGCUCUGCGUCUUAAACCAUGGAAAUAAUUGAGCAGUAAUUAUUGCCUUCAAAUCCAUUAUUUAUGUUAGGUUGAGCAGAAGUGCUCAUUAAAGAAAGGCUAUUAAGAUCUACAGAUCUGCAUUUCAAAACAAAAAUGUGGGAAUGAAUCAUAUCGUGUAUGCACUUCUUUCUUCUUUCCUGAUUUAGUCCGGCGGCGGCGGCGGUGGCGGUGUUGGACUCAGUAUGUCAGUUGAAGUGCGUGACGGUGGCGGGAUUGAUCACCGGCCGAGCAACCUGCAUUUAAAGAAGGAGCUCACGCAAAUCAGAAAGGCGGCAAGGGUGCUAAGAGACCCCGGAACCUCCUCAUCUUGGCGGUCGCCGCCGCUUGGUUCUGCGAGAUCCCUCACCAAGCUUCACUAUAAGAAUGGUAAUACCAUUGCUUCUUCCUCUCAACACAUUUUGCAGCCACCGUUGCUAGUUGGGAGUAGUAAUAGCUAUGUUAGUGGCAAUCUUAUUAAUAAUAAUAGUAAUAGUAAUGAUGCUAGUGGUAGAGUCGUUUCGAAAGCGAAACAGGAUAGGAGGAGGGUGUAUUUGUAUAACUGGAGAAAUCAGAAAUCUGAGAGUGAGAGGAGUAGGCAGAUUGGUGAAGAUGAUUGUGAGAAUGCUAAGGAUGAGGGGUCGUCCUCUACUCGGGAGGGGAGUAUUGAGACUGAUAGCAUCAAUGUUGGUGGGAAUGAUUCGAAAAGUGAUGGUUAUAUGAGUGAUAGGUAUGGGUCGUUGAUGUCCAAAUGUAAAGAUUCUAACUUCACGCCAUCUAUUAGGCGUACUAUUAAGAAGAAAUCGAAGAGGAACAAUUAUUCCAGUGCUAGUUCUAGGCAUCAAAAGGAAAAAUUGCAAAUGAGGAUGAUAUUGAGUAGAUAUGCUAAGAAUGUAGCAGACUGUUCCCCUGGUGUGAGAAUGAGGAGGGACGAUUUGGCGAAUUUGGUAGAUCAGUCUGAUGAUAAUGAUGAUUAUUGCAAUUCUGAGGAUUUAGGUAGAGAUUCUGCAAUAUCACCUUUGCUUGCUAGGCUCAAGAAUAAAGGUUGGUCUUAUUCACCCACAAAGUUGUUGAGGAUGCAUAGGAAGGAGGAUGAUUCCGUUUCAUAUAGCACGCAAGCAUUGUCAACGAGCUCUUAUAAUAGAUAUGCCAUUAGGAACCCAAGUACAGUUGAGUCUUGGGAUGCCACCACUGGGUCAUUGAAUGGUGCUGAUGAUGAGGUGGAUGAUCAGUUGGAUCUGCCUGGACGUCAGGGUUGUGGAAUUCCUUGUUACUGGUCUAGAAGGUCGACACCAAAGUCUAGAUAUGGAAGUUCUUGUUCUCCAUCUCUUUCUGACGCUCUUAGAAGAAAAGGAAGCAGCUUAUUUUGUGGAAAUCAGACCAUGCCCCACGGAAGACAUCAUCGCUUAUCUUUGGCUUCCAACAAGAGGAGACUCUGCUCCAAGACAGCAGGUCAAAGCCUCAUUCCUCUUCUUGACAAUGGUGCUGAUGGCCUCGGAAGAUUAUCCAUGAGAAGUGGGAACAGUGAUGAUGAGCUCUCAACAAAUUUUGCAGAGCUUGAUUUAGAGGCCUUGAGCCGGUUGGAUGGCAGGAGGUGGUCUGCAAGUUGUAGAAGUCAGGAAGGGCUUGAGUUAGUAGCGUUGAAUGAGGAAGCAUGUGAAGAAGGUUCUCCUGAGAAUAUUCGAAGCCUGAGCCACAAAUAUAGGCCAAUGUUUUUUGACGAAUUAAUUGGCCAAAACAUAGUUGUUCAAUCUCUUAUGAGUGCGGUUACAAGAGGGCGGAUUGCUCCUGUUUAUCUAUUCCAAGGUGCUCGUGGAAUUGGAAAAACUUCAGCUGCUAGAAUCUUUGCUGCUGCUUUGAAUUGCAUUGCCACUGAAGAGAGUAAACCCUGUGGGAUCUGCAGGGAAUGUGCUGAUUUCAUGUCUGGAAAGAGCAGGUAUCUUGAAGAAAUUAAUGGCUCCAAUAAGAAGGGAACUGACCAACUGAAAACUCUGUUAAGAAACAUAUCAGUGGUUCAUCCCUCGGCACUUCCACAUUACAAAAUUUUUGUCAUUGACCAGUGUCAUUUACUGCCCUCAAGAACAUGGCUGGCAUUUCUUCGACUCCUUGAAAAACCUUUGCCCCGUAUUGUUUUCAUACUCAUUACAACUGACGUUGACAAUGUACCACGCACUAUAUUGACUCGGUGCCAGAAGCACAUUUUCAACAAAAUUAGCAAUGGUGAUAUUGUUACGCGCCUGAAGAAGCUUUCAACUGAUGAGAAUUUAGAUGUUGAUCCAAAUGCGUUAGAGUUGAUUGCUUCAAAUGCAGAUGGUUCACUACGAGAUGCAGAAACCAUGCUGGACCAGUUGAGUUUGUUUGGGAAACGAAUCACUAAGUCCCUGGUGAAUGAGCUUAUGGGGGUUGUCUCUGAGGAUAAAUUACUGGAGCUUCUGGAGUUAGCAAUGUCAUCAAAUGCUACAGAGACAGUUAGAAGAGCCAGGGAAUUGAUGGAUUCGGGUGUUGAUCCAUUAGUUUUAAUAUCUCAGUUGGUGACACUUAUUGUGGAUAUUAUUGCUGGGACUUAUUCAAAUGCUGAUGCAAAGCACAACUAUCCGUUCUGUGGUGGGAGAACCUUGACUGAAAGGGAAUUGGACAGACUUAAGCAUGCUUUAACUCUACUAUCUGAGGCAGAAAAGCAUCUCAGAGUUUCAACUGAACGAUCAACCUGGUUCACGGCAACCCUAUUACAAUUAGGUUCUCUAUCUUCUCCUGAUCGAACUCAGUCCACCAGUAGUCGACGACAGAGUUCAAAGGUAACUGACCAGGAGCACAUAAGUAUGCUUAGAGAAGCUACAGUCCCCAAGCAGAACACAGAUGCACAAUUUGCACUUGAAAAAUCAGGUUCUCCAUCACCCUUUAUGGUUGCUGCUCACUGCAAUACAAUGAGCAACGAAAAAACAGUCAGACUAAUUGCCAAACCCAAUCAACGCCAAUUCACUGAUGGUGAAAAUCUGACCGACUCAAAUGGUGAUUGCGCAACUGGUAAAACGACAGUGACAUGCAUGGAUUCAAAGAUGUUAAUUAAUAUCUGGCUCCAAUGUAUUGAGAAAUGCCAUUCUAAGACAUUGAGGCAACUACUUCAUUCUUAUGGAAAGCUUGUUUGUUUGUCAGAAAUGAAAGGUGGUUUUAUUGCUCACAUUGCGUUUGAGGAUAGUAAUAUCAAGAGCAGAGCAGAAGGUUUUCUUAGCAGUAUCACUAAUGUAUUUGAAGUUGUUUUACGAAGCAACGUAGAGGUUAAAGUAAGUCUGCUGGAUAAUUGGAAAGUCAGAACUUCCUCUGCAGACGUAAGUACCUCAGAAGAUGGCAAGUCAGAUCUUCCUUUGCGGAGAAUUGAAUCCAUCAUCCAUGAGCAACGGUUGGAGACUGCAUGGCUGCAGGCAAUGGACAAAGGCGCCACUGGAUCAUUGAGCCAUUUGAAACCAGAAAGGAAUCAAGUGUUGCCGCAGGAUGGCAUAGAUCAUCCGAAAUCGAAGGAUUCUCUGGAUGUGCCCUUGCAGCACUGGGAAGACGAGUUGCAUCAUGAGAUUAAAGUACUGAAAAGUAAUGAUGGAAUGGCGCAUCAGAAGGAUCAGACAGUUAAGAAGAUCAGUCAUUACCCCAUAUCUCCGAGCUUGCUGCAUAAUACCAGCUUCCCAGAUAACUUCACCAAAGAUAAUAUGGGAUAUGAAUCUAGUACCGGGGCAGGCGGUUGCAGCGGCUUGUUCUGUUGGAAUAACCGCAGACCUCAUGGAAGAAGAAAGGGUGUACAAGGCACUCCUUCACGUCCGCACAAAGGUGGGCGAUUUUCUAUAUUUGGAGAGUGUGCUAAAUCGAGGACCACACAAAACAGAUUCACUAGAUGAUCACCCAGUCCCAUUUCUAUUUAUAGGCUGAACUGAGCCUCUGAUUUUCAAAUAUGUGGAAAUAUAUAGGAUGUAAAGUUAUUAUACAUUUGCCUCAUCAAUUCUAUCAACGGUAUCAAUAAAAAUUACAGACGUUUUUGUA